AUGUAUCCUUACGGAAAUCAGCAGUACCCUUACAACGGGAUUCAGUCGGGCCAGCUGGGCCAACCAGGUCAGCAGGCCCAACAGGCUCAACAACCUCCUCAGGCUCCUCAGGCGCAGCAGGGUCCGCAGCCUCAAUUGUAUCAGGGUCAAACUCAACAACAGUAUAUGGGCCAAAACCAGCAACAGCAGCAGCAAUUUCCUCCACAGACCACAGGAUACGGCUUCAGUCCGCAGUCGGUGGCCUCAUCAAUGCAGCCCCAGACUACCGGGUGGACACCUCAGCCUCAAGCCUCGACUCAGCCACAAAUAGCCAGUCAGGCCACAGGGUGGAAUUCGGCUCCUACGGGUUUUCAGCCACAAACGUCGUUUGGUCAGACUCUCCAGGCACAGGUAACCGGCUGGCAAGGUCAGCAGCCUCAGCCUCAGCCUCAGCAGCCUCAGCAGCCUCAGCAAACUCAGCAAACUCAGCCGAAUGCACAGCAACAAACUCAACAGUUUGCACAGCCACAGAUGCUACCAAGCCAGAUUCCCCUUUUGGCACAGCCAACGGGAGCCUUUAUGUCGUCAAUCAAGUCGUUUGGCAGUGAGAACGCAGAUCUUAAGAUUCCAAGCAUUCGUCUAUCGUUCAUCGGCGCCAGAGAUCAGCAGCGAUUUGAGCAGAUCUUUCGUCGUAACGUCAGACCCGGAGAGCGGUCUAUUGACGCGUCGGCGGCCAGGCAGGUUCUUCUCAAAUCCAACUUGAGUGCUUCACAGCUAGCGCAGAUAUGGGCUUUGGCUGACACUAACAAAUCUGGUCAGCUACUCUUUCCGGAGUUUGCCUUGGCACUCAGCUUGUGCAACAACGCUAUUCACGGCGAGCCUGUUCCCCAGUUUUUGCCCGAGAAGAUGCAGAAUGAGGUGACCAGUUUCGUGGACGUGAUAAAUUUCAACGUCGCAGACGGAGCUACCACCGGGGGUACUUCUCGCCGCCCUUCAGGUAUACCGGGCGCGUCAGGCUCACUAGACGCACUUCCGGCUACUUCGUUCAUCUCGCAACCAACAGGAGGAUAUCUGCCAGUUUCCUCUCAGCAGGCUGCUAACCUCAUUCCAGUGCAAACAGGAAGUAACUUGACCUCUCAGGCUACUGGCUUUGCAUCUGGUUACGUUGGCUUGGGAGCACCGCCACAAACAUCUUUUGUGGCACAGCCUACAGGAGGUGCUUUCAUGAGACCACAGGCCACGGGUUUGAUGCCCCAACCAACGGGUCUAAUGGCUCAACCUACGGGUUUAACAGCUAUGCCUACUGGAAAACCGGGUCAAUGGGGAUUCGUGUCGAUGCCUACUGGUGGGUUACCUGGUUUGGACGCCAUGAGAAAUCAGUUUUUGCCCAACGCGCCACAAAUGCCAAACUUAGCAAGUACCAUGGGCGGCACACAGGCUUCUAACGUCACCUGGGCCAUCACCAAACAGGAGAAGCUGAUCUACGACAGUGUCUUUAAGAAAUGGGACACCAACCACAAUGGCUACGUUAGUGGCGAAGUCGCAAUUUCCGUUUUCGGAAAGUCCGGUUUGAGUCGAAGUGACCUGGAGCAGAUUUGGAACUUGGCCGAUAUUGGCAACAAAGGAAAGUUGGAUAAGGACGAGUUCUCUGUAGCUAUGCACCUUAUUUACAGGCGACUCAACGGCUUUGAAAUUCCUGUUCAGCUUCCUCCGGAGUUAGUUCCUCCGUCUUCCAAGCUUCUUCAGCAGACUAUGAGUGACAUGAAGGGCCAGUUGAAAAAUGGAAAUGCUGCAGAAUCAUCCAGAAGGAGAUCAAGUGCUUCUUCGCUGCGGUCUGCUGCCAGUUUCAAGAACGACGACAACGAUAUCGAAUACGUCAGUCGUGCACGGCAUAGGGCAAGACGCGAGUCACCUGAGUCUAAUUACGAUGACGGGCAUGCAGUCGAGAACCACGUGACAUUGACAAUUGAAUCUCUCAAGAAGCAGAUCCAUGAAAAGCGAAUUCUUCUUGCUGCUGUUGAUGCUGAAGACGAUGGUGAUAAUGAGGAGAACUCUGAGGAGGCUCUUUGUGAGAAAACAGAGAUCAGCUUACUCAAAACGAAGAUUAAGGCUGCACAAGCCAAACUUAACGAGGCCGGAAGUGGAGACGCAGCGGCGUCCAUAGAUGAACGUCACAGACUCACUAGAAGGCUUCACGAGUAUUCCGACAGUGUUUCACAGCUUGUCUCGCAGAUUGAUGAUGUUGCAGAGCAACUUAAAACCGCCAAAAUAGAGAAAUAUGGCUUGGAAUUGCAGAGAACAAAUCCUAGCGGUAUUAAUAUCCACGGCAGUGGACCAGACGGGAGAUUGACUGCGAUGGAUCGUCGCUUAGCCAAGCAGAAAGCUAUUCUACAGACGAAAAUGGCCAAGUUGACUGGAAAACCGGCCCCAGAUUUGUCAGCCUUCGAGAUGAACGAGGAAAAACUGAGCUCCGAGGUGGACAAGGUUACAGAAGAGACCAGACAGAAGGAGGAGACGGUUAAUGAGAUCGCUUCUUCUAUCGGUGAGAUGAUUAAGGAGAUUGAGAAAACUGUCUCCAUGUCCAGUUCCAUGGAAAUCGGCUACAGUAAAUGGGAAAAGAAAGAAGGAGUUGAAAGUGGCGAAGUUCGUGAGUUCAUCGAGUUUUUAAACUCUACCAGACCGGCCCAUGAUACCAAAAUAGUGGGAGCAGAUAGUAGUAAGGUAGAAAGAAGUGAAGGAAAUGUCACAUCGCAACAGUCGAUCAACGCGACUGGCUCUUCUUUAGAGUCAACGGGAUCGAAGGGAUCGACCUCAUCGAUCUCGUCAGCUGCAUCGAAAUUACUCCGGCCUGGACAACGUGUGGUGAGGGGCGUUUUGUCGGCCGAGGAGAGGGCACGGACGAUCAAGGAGAAGGCUGAACGUCGGAUGAACGAGCGCUUAGAGAAACUGGGAAUUAGACGAAGGACUCAGCCAAAGAAGGUGGAGGCUGAGUCUCAACCUGAACUUCGUACAGAGCAGGUUGCUCCGACACGUACGGAACCUCAGCCACAAUCAAUUGCUGUUCCUGCUGCAGAACCACCUAUGCCAUCUGCAGAGGACUUGUCAUCCUCGGAGUCAGAAGACGAGGAAAUCCAGCAGCUUCUGGCUCAGAAAAAAGCCCUAGAAGAGAAGCGGCGGAAAAAGAAAGAGCAUAGAGAGCAACGGAUUGCCCAGCUUAAGGCUGAAAUGGCAGCCUUGAGAAUGGAAGAUGGGGAGGACGGUGAAGGCACACAUAGCGGUGGGGUGGCCUCUAACGGAACUCCCGCUACUGGAGAUGUUCCCUCACCACGAGCAAUCACCGAGGAGGCGUCACCCGUGCCAGCUGCACCACUCCAUGACGCAAAUACCAAUCCAUUCGCUUCGAUGGUUCAAGCGGAAAGAGUAGAGCCCAAGGCUUUAGAGGAUGCGCCUGUCAUAUCAGUCGAAAAUGCGACUUCCACAACACCUGCGGUUCGAAACAACAACCCUUUCUUCAAGCCGGAUCACCACGAACCCGAAAUUGACGUGCACAAACUGAAGGUACAGCGUGACGCUCAGAGAGGACUGGGAGGAGACGGAUGGUCUGACGACGAGAAUGCCGAUGCAAAUGCAGAAGAUUCCGAUAGUGAGAUACCAAAUGCGUCUAAGCAGGCCGCUUUGGCUACGUUGUUAUUUGGCGGCGGUAGUCAUCGCACUACUCCCUCACCUUCCAUCGAGAAGAUAACACCUGCCUCAGGCGACAUAGUUGAGUCUGCCGACGAGUCCGUGGACGAGUGGGAGGAUGCCAAAGAGGCGGAACAGACCUCAAGGCCAAUGCCGGAGGCCCGUGAGGAGUCUGAGACCUCGGUUUUCCCGGCGCCUCCGAUUGCCGCGGUCCCUCCGAUUCCCUCAGCACCUCCGAUUCCCUCAGCACCUCCAAUUCCCUCGGCACCUGCAACAUCCGUGGCUCCCCCUGCCUCGGUAGUUCCAGCUGCCCCACCGGCUCUCAUGGAAGGCCCACCAGGGGCCCCUGCAGCUCCGCCGCCUCCUCCUCCUCCGCCACCGCCGGGAAACCCAGGUAGUGCCCCCGGUAGCGAACCUGCACCGGUCUCAUCUAACCUCCUAGGUCUCCUUUGGGGCGAAAUCAACCAAGGAAAAGCGCUCAAGAAGGUCGAUAAGAGCCAACAACAUAUUGCCACAGGUGCAACCGUUGGAAAAGUCAUCUCAGAGGUGAAUUAA
This is a messenger RNA of Brettanomyces nanus, 4215 nucleotides long. RefSeq lists its product as uncharacterized. The record is from RefSeq and is a predicted model, not a curated record. The transcript has a single exon. Lineage: Eukaryota; Fungi; Ascomycota; Pichiomycetes; Pichiales; Pichiaceae. Gene Ontology annotation, molecular function: calcium ion binding; protein binding. Gene Ontology annotation, cellular component: plasma membrane; actin cortical patch; nucleus. Gene Ontology annotation, biological process: actin cortical patch assembly; endosomal transport; endocytosis. Bases 1 to 4215 code for a protein of 1404 amino acids.